Molecule: messenger RNA, 122 nt
Organism: Entrophospora candida
Lineage: Eukaryota; Fungi; Glomeromycota; Glomeromycetes; Entrophosporales; Entrophosporaceae
Source: the annotation of a GenBank genome assembly
GUGCAUUCUUAUCCAGUGAAAUGUUUGCACACCUAUUGGAGCAACAUAUGCUUGCCAGGGAAAAUAUCUGUGUACUUAAGGUAACUGAAGUGGAUGGUAGAGUUAAACUUUGUAUUCAAUGA